AAAUGCAAGCGUUCAUUUGAUGUUUGAUGGAGUAACAUUUUUUACAUCUUCUUUGAAAUUUAUUGUCAACCAGAAAAAAAUGAGUUUUUCAGUUGUAGGGACACCUACACCUAGAUAUGACCGACCUCCCAGUGGACGACCAGGCAGUGCCAGACCUUUGACCUCACGUAAUCCUAUAACUGGAGAAGAAAUUCCUUCAAGAGCACCAUCCAGGGCUACAGAAAAACAUGACAGACAAUCUGCCAAGCCACAGGGACAGACUCCGAGACAACCAAGUGCGAGAAGUGCAAGAACCAGCCGACCUGCAGGUAUGCCAGGACUUGCCUUAGGGUAUGAUGAAGGUGGAGCACAGUAUAGCUCCUCACAGAAACCAACAACGCCCAGACAAAAACAGCCAACAGCUUGGGAUGCCCCUCCUGUUCCCGACCCUGAUAAUUGUCCACCACCAUCAGAAAGGCAGAAGAAAAUGUAUCAAGAUUAUGAGGAGGAUAUGAAGCAAGCUUAUAAAAAUAAAAACAAGAAUGAUUAUACCGAGGAAGAAAUACAGAGGGUUAUAGAAGAAGUUAAAGAAAAACAUCCUAACCUUGAUGUUAAUAAAGAAGACAUUGUAGAGAAGAGUUGGACAAAGAGACAGACGCAGGCAACAAGCCAGUACCUGAAAAAAAUGGAGGCUGAGGAGUUAUUGGAACAUAACAAGAAACUAAAGAUGGUUGAGACAGUGAUGGCAGAUCAACUUUCUCGUGCCGUGAUUAGUGAUCCCUCUCAGAAUGUCAGAGCUCAGAUGUCUGCUGGUCGUAGACCAAGAGGAAGUAAUAGAUCUUUACAUGAUUCAAAAGUAAGCACAGCUUCUACAGCAACAGAAAAUUUACUAUCAAAGAGGGUGAGGUUUGGAGCAAGAGUUCUAACUAGGAAUGGUCAUGAUGCUACCAGAGAACUUACAGGGUUUUUCUUCAGUGUGGACAAUACAUUGACCAUAUAUGAAUUUAGACAGUUUGGGAAAAGUGCCAAAGCUUUGCCAUUUAUCAGUCGUGGUAGAUUCUGUCAUUUGAGAGGUCCAAGAGAAGGAGAACCUUACUCUCUUGUAGAUAUUUGUUCUGGCCACAAUAUUCAUAUACUAACAGCUGGCCAGCAUUCUCUGCCAGCGACAUUGAAGAAAGUUCCAGAGGUUGUAUUUAGGGUGACUGAUGUUGAUGAGGAGGAAAAAAGACAUUUACUGUUGGACGGUAUACCAUCUCAUGAACAAGAUGAUGUUUAUACUAGACUACAUAUUCCAAAUAAACAGGAGUACACUGAAAAAAUGGUGCUCAAAAGUAUACAAAAUAAUGUACAGAAGAAGGUGAGAAAACGUGCCAUUAGAACUAUAACAGGACUAGGUAGAUUCUACAGGAAGGCAGAUACUUCAGGUACAGGUAUACUGUACAGGUUUGAGCUGGAGAAAGGACUGUUUGAUUUUCACAUUGAUCUACCACCUGACACACUGGAUGCAUUGUUUGAGAUUCUGGAUAUAGAAGAAAAGGGAGAAUUGGAUUAUAGUAGAUACAUGUGGGCAGUCCUUGGAUGUAUGAUUGAAGCUAGGAAAUCUCUUGUUAGAAAGGCAUUCCAAAAGAUAGACUCUGGAAAGAAAGGAUAUCUUUCACUCAAUGAUAUACAGAAAUUCUUCAACUCUACAUUUAGACCUAGCAGAGAUCCCAGAGACACAGGGGAAGUUGGCCCUCUGCAGGCUUUUCUGGACGCAGUGUUACCAAACAAGAAGCAAGAGGAAGUGUCGUUUGUGGAGUUUGAGGAGUAUUACGAGGGUUUGAGUCUCAGUGUUGAUGAUGAUGAGGACUUUUACAGUAUACUCAGAAAUACAUGGAACAUAUAGAAAUACAUGGAACAUAUAGAAAUACAUGGAACAUAUAGAAACACAUGGAAUAUAUAGAAAUACAUGGAACAUAUAGAAAUACAUGGAACAUAUAGAAAUACAUGGAACAUAUAGAAAUACAUGGAACAUAUAGAAAUACAUGGAACAUAUAGAAAUAUAUGGAAUAUGGAUUAUGGAAACACAUGGAACAUAUUGAAAUACAUGGAACAUAUAGAAAUGCAUGGAACAUACAGAAAUACAUGAAACAUAGAAAUUAUUGAAUCCAUAGAUAUACUGAAAUAUAUGGAACAUAUUGAAUCACAUGGAACAUUUUAGAGUAUCUGGAGCAUAUAGAAACAUGGAAUCCAUAGAUAUAUAUGGAACAUUUAGAAACAUAUAUAGCAUUACAUGCAACAUAAAAAUGUGAAAUAUUUCAAAGAAUAUUUAGAAAUAAAUGUAUGAUAUAUGGAAAACAAAAUAUUCAGAAAUACAUGGAUCAUAUUUCAGUAACUUGGACAUAUUAUAUAUUUAGAAAUACUCUUAGUUUUAAGUUGUGUUAACAGAUAUAUUUAGAAAACACCUAGUCCAUUUUGCUGCUCAAUUUAAUGUAUCCGCCAUAUAUACAAUAGUUAGUAUUAAAGAAUUACAAUAUUAGAAGCCAGGACUGCCUAAUUUGAUUGAGGGUUUAAUUGAUGAGGAUGGCUUGAAUGCGACAGAAUUUAGAAAUUAAAUUAUCUGUAGAUAAAACCUUUGUAUAGGCAACUGUUUGUUCAGUAGCUAGAGUUUUAUAAUUAUAAUAUUAACUGGCAUUUGAGGUUUAUAACCUUCCAAGAUUCACAUAAAGUUCUGUCAGAGUUCUCAAUCAUAAUAUAAAAUUGUUGAUAGACAAGAUAAUUUUACUUUUGGUAGGGAAACUGUUGAAAUAAUUAAAGUUAUUAAAAAUUUAUGACAUUAUUUAGUACUUUAAUCAGAUAUGUCAUAUUGUAUUUAUUCUUUUGCUUACAUAGUUUUAAAACAAAGCAUUAUAGUAUAACCUCCACUAAGUUUCAAACUGUUUUGGUGUACAAAACCUAUCCAAUUGCACCAAUUUUUUUUUCAAAAUUUGUACGCUAAAAAUUAUAAUCUGUCAAGCUUUUACUGUACUCUUCUUGUUUAAACUGUUUUUAUAUAAUUAUACACUUGUUUCCAAGAACACUUAAUGUAUUAUGGGUUAUGUAACAUAAUUUCUUACAGUCUUAUCUUAAAGGGUAUGAAGCUGUAUCUUAUGAAAUAUCUUUAUAAGGUUUAUGAUUAUAAAAAACAUAUAUUGUUUCUAUAAUCUUAUAGUUGAUGACAUAGAAUGUCUCCAUUAUUUAACACACAUGAAUAUUGUACGUAAACGGAAUAAAAUGUUUUGGAAAAAAAUAUUAUGCUGCUAUUUUAAGUAGGACUUUUACAAUUUAUCAAUGAUUUUAUGCAGAAGCGACAUAAACUCUGAUAGAAAUAUACAGACAGAUUUCUUUCAUAUGGGUAUUAUUAAAUUCAAAACUUUAUUUAUAAUUUUUGCAGCAGAUGUGUAACUUUAUACACUUUAACCAGAUGCUCACUAUUUGAAAUUGCUUUAUAUUGAUGUUGUUUUCUUUUUAACUUUUUAUUAAAAUAAUAUUUUAUGAAAACAAAAACGUCCAAUAUUUACAUAUCAUUUAUUUGUUGUUGUAUAUAUAUUCUCAUUUUUAGCAGCUAUAUUGUUUUUAAUCAUCUGCUGUUGUUUUUAGCUCACCUGUCACAAAGUGACAGGGUGAGCUUUUGUGAUCACUUUUCGUCCGGCGUCCGUCCGUCCGGCCGUCCGUCCGUCCGUAAACUUUUACUUUAAAUGACAUCUCCUCAUAAACCACUAAGCCAAUUUCAUCCAAACUUCACAGGAAUGUUCCUUUGGUGGUAACCUUUAAAAAUUGUUCAAAGAAUCUAAUUCCAUGCAGAACUCUGGUUGCCAUGGCAACCGAUAGAAAAAACUUAAAAUAUCUUCUUUUAAAAAACCCAAAGGAGUAGAGCUUAGAUAUUUGGCAUGAAACAUCUUCUAGUGAGUGUCUAUCAAGUUUGUUCAAAUAAAAGCCCUGGGGUCAAAAUUGGCCCCGCCCCGGGGGUCAUUGUUUUUCCCUAUAUGCAUAUAGUAAAAACUUAAAAAAUCUUCUUUUAAAGAACCCAAAGAGCUAGAGCUAAGAUAUUUAGCAUGAAACAUGUUCUAAUGGGUGUCUACCAAAUUUGUUCAAAUAAGAGCCCUGGGGUCAAAAUUGGCCCCGCCCCGGGGGUCAUUGUUUUUCCCUAUAUGCAUAUAGUAAAAACUUAAAAAAUUUUCUUUUAAAGAACCCAAAGAGCUAGAGCUAAGAUAUUUAGCAUGAAACAUGUUCUAAUGGGUGUCUACCAAGUUUGUUCAAAUAAAAGCCCUGAGUUCAAAAUUGACCCGGUCCCAGGGGGUCAUUGAUUUUCCCUUUAUGCAUAUAGUAAAAACUUAUAAAAUCUUCUUUUAAAGAACCCAAAGAGCUAGAGCUAAGAUAUUUAGCAUGAAACAUCUUCUAAUGGAUGUCUACCAAGUUUGUUCAAAUAAAAGCCCUGGGGUCAAAAUUGACCCGGCCCCAGGGGGUCAUUGAUUUUCCCUAUAUGCAUAUAGUAAAAACUUAUAAAAUCUUCUUUUAAAGAACCCAAAGAGCUAGAGCUAAGAUAUUUAGCAUGAAACAUCUUCUAAUGAGUGUCUAUCAAGUUUGUUCAAAUAAAAGCCCUGGGGUCAAAAUUGGCCCCGCCCCAGGGGGUCAUUGAUUUUCCCUAUAUGCAUAUAGUAAAAACUUAUAAAAUCUUCUUUUAAAGAACCCAAAGAGCUAGAGCUAAGAUAUUUAGCAUGAAACAUGUUCUAAUGGGUGUCUACCAAAUUUGUUCAAAUAAGAGCCCUGGGGUCAAAAUUGGCCCUGCCCCGGGGGUCAUUGAUUUUAUUUAUGUGUAUAGCAAAAAAUUAAAAAAUCUUCUUUGAAAAAACCCAAAUAGCUAGAGUUAAGAUAUUAAGCAUGAAACAUCUUCCAGUUAGUGUCUUCAAAGUUUGUUCAAAUAAAAGCCCUAGGGUCAAAAUUGGCCCUGCCCCGGGGGACAUUGAUUUUCCUUAUAUGUGUAUAGCAAAAACUUAAAAAUCUU
Messenger RNA from Ruditapes philippinarum (Manila clam), 5002 nucleotides. Its product is annotated as calcyphosin-2-like. Gene Ontology annotation, molecular function: calcium ion binding. The transcript has 17 exons. The coding region runs from base 20 to 1864 and encodes 614 amino acids. The record is from RefSeq and is a predicted model, not a curated record. Lineage: Eukaryota; Metazoa; Mollusca; Bivalvia; Venerida; Veneridae.